AUAAAAGUUAUUUUUUGUAUUUAAGGUGUUCCAAGCCGACCACCCAUGAUGUCCUAUAUGGGCUGGGAGAGCCCAGGUGGGACGACUCACUUUACCCCGCCCAACUUCCAGUACGACACCUCGUGCUACCCCAUGGUGAUAACGCCCCCGAACGGGACGGUUGAGGCGGGUCACCCCCCGCCACACUGCUUACAACCGCCGGACAAUGGGCGGGGUCAGCAGACAGUGCAUUUUCAUGUAAAGCAGGGUGAAGCGGUCAGCUUGCAACUCGGCGGACAGGUGCAAACUAUACAAGGACCUGCUACGGUACGUUGGGUGAGUAUGCAUCAUGAACCUCCUCUCUCCCUUCCUGUUCAAGCUCCUCCAGGACAUUAUGUACAACAGUCUCGGGAGCAGAGACCUUUGAAACCCCAGAACCACAAACGCAAAUACCGCGAGCAGAGCGGGAAACCUAAACCCAGCGGAGCAUCUUCACCCUCCCUCUCCGUACAAUCAACUCCGCCCCAGAGCCCAGUCAAACCCCGGGGAAACACUUACUCCGCCCGGCCUCGCCGUGGUGGAUCCGCCACCAUCGACGAUUCCGAGGAGAGUGGAAUCGGUAUAGAGCACGACGAGGACCAGGAGGAGAACGGGUUGUAUCUUGAGAUACUCUCUAGUAUCAGAACACCAAAGGUUCCGGAGAUUAACGACACAUACGCACUGUUAGCGUGGACCCCACCUGUGUCUGAACCCGGGGAUGUUCGGUUCGAACACCUGAAACCGAUUCUAAACACAGAUCUGGAAUACGAAGUAUUGAUCAGUGACAAAGGUAAAGACGGCAAGUAUCGAUCUAUCUACAACGGUGCUAGCCUAGAUUGCUACCUAGCUGACCUGCGUCCCAACACAGAGUAUCAUGUCAGGGUGCAUGCGACACUGAAAUCAAGAAAUUUAAAAGGUGGCGCGAGCGACACGGUUUCAUUUCAUACAAAAUGUUGUGAGCCUGAUCAACCUCAGCCUCCUAAACUAACACAACGCAGUAAGACUAGUCUCCAUCUACGGUGGAAUGCUCCGGCGGAUAACGGAAAGCAUAUCCUGCACUACAAACUUGAAUACAACGAGGGGAGCAGCCAGGCCGGUCAUUUUGUCUCGUGCUUCGAAGGUCGAGCCAAACAGUGUAACUUGUCGAAACUUCAACCAUCUUCAAUCUACAAAUUUCGAUUGGCCGCCGUAAAUGAGCUUGGUUCCUCCCGGUACAGCGAAAUUGUGUCAUUUGCAACUCAGGGAAGUCCCCCAAGUCAACCUCUCCCUCCCAGUGCGGCCGAGAUCACUGAAUCGUCAAUUCGUCUACUCUGGUCGAAACGUCCUUGUGAUGACGAGUUUACGCUACAGAUGGAAGACGCUAAGACCGGGCACGGGUUUCUGUCUCAGUACAAUGGGACUGAUGUUGAAUAUACAGUCAUAAAUCUCAGGAAGAAUACUACCUACAGAUUCAAACUGCGUGCGCACAACGAAAUGGGUGCUAGCGCUUAUUCUUCCGAUGUAAGUUACACAACUACCCCUGGCCGACCAGGCCCACCUCCUAAACCUACACCCAAGGGGAAAAUCAGACCUACCAGCUUCAGGGUGUGUUGGAACAUCCCAGCGGACAACGGUGGGUCCAGUAUAGUUGGUUAUGAGCUGGAGUUAGAUGGAGGGAGUGGAUGGCAGUCUGUAUAUCGAGGAGAGGAUUUGGAAUAUCUCUGUGAUCAGUUAACUCCAGGAACUACUUACAGAGUGAGAGUGGCGGCUAAGUCUACUGGUGGAACUAGCGACUACAGCGAGUCCUGCUUUAUUGUGACGGAGCCUGUAGCUCCUGGGGCACCUAGUCCUCCAACACUUAUCGAUAAACCAAAAGCAAUGUCGCUUCAUCUGACGUGGACUGCACCAACAGAAGAUGGCGGAGCUACAAUUACAGAAUAUGAAAUUGACAUGACCUCCCCGGACAACACUACAAGGGGUGUGUACAGAGGGCGUGAUACUGAUUGUGUUGUUGCAGGCUUGCUUCCAGGCCGACCAUACCUGUUCCAGGUUAAGGCUUACAAUAGGGCCGGGGAGGGACCUUGGUCUUCUCCCUUAGAGGUCAUAUCAGGGGCAGGACCUCCAGACAAGCCUCGCGAGCCAAAGGCUGUAUGCAAAUCUGGAAGCUCUGCACAGGUUACUUGGGAUCAACCCAUCAACAACGGUGCCAUUAUUACUGGUUAUAGGUUGGAACUGGCGAGCUUGUCCACCCAUAGUCUACAGGUUGAGAGUGAUACAGAGGACGAGGUUGAAGAUGAACCAGAGGAAGAGCCCCAAGAGGAGCUGGACCAUUCAGACUAUGAGGAUGAAAGUGAAGCAGAAGAUGAAGAGGAGAAGGUUGUCAAGGUUGAAGAGGUAAUCUGUGAUAAAGAGUGUGAAGUUGAGGAAGAGGAGGAUGUUGAGGUUGACCCCAAAGAUCUAGUUUGGAGACAGGCAUACCAGGGUCCUGACCGAGGUACCGAUCUCCGGGAUCUAACUCCAGCAUCUCUCUAUUAUCUCCGAGUCUGUGCUGUUAACUCUGCAGGUCUAUCUCCUUUCUCUAGUACCGUCUCUAUGGAGACACCAAGCACACAUCCUUCAGCUCCCUUUAAUCUCACCUUUAUUUCCUCUACCUCUUCCUCCCUGGUCUUUAAAUGGAAGAAACCGGCUGAGAACGGUGAGAAAAUCCUUCACUACAAUGUAGAAUGGUCUGGACAGGAUAAGGAAGUAAGAUCAGAGCAGGUUAAUCGGAGAAAAUUAAACCUGGAGAACCUUAAACCUGACAACAAUUACACCAUAAAGGUUCAGGCAGUCAACACUCGUGGCAAGGGACCUUUUUCUCAGCCUCUGCGUUUAAGUACCAAACCUUUACCUCCAGCUCCACCCAAGCUUGAAUGCUUGAGUAUCCUCCACAACUCUCUCAAACUUAAAUGGGCUGAUGGGAAAUCUGGACUUGGAGUAAACUAUAUACUGGAGACUGAAAACUCUAAGAAAGUGUGGUAUCCUCUGUACAACGGUUCUGCACAUUCCUUUAAGCACAGCAAGCUUACCGAGAACUUUGAGUACAGGUACAGGAUUUGUGCCGCUACUGAAGCCGGGCAAGGCCCCUUCUCUUUGGCAGUCAGCUUUAAAACUUGUUAUGCUCCUCCUCCCCCAGUUAAAAUUGCACCCCGAGUCUCAAGCAUUACUGAGAAUGGUUGUCUCAUCCAGUGGACUGUUCAACGUGGCUCCAGUACAGGAGAACAGCUUGAGUACAAAGUGCUUUUAAACAAAGCUCGGGAUGAGUCUGCUCUCGUGUUCUCCGAGACCCUGUCCGACACUCAGCUGCGCCUCCACACACUUGACCCAAAGACAGAAUACACAGUUCGGGUGUGCUCUGUAAGAAAUCCCAGCAACCAUAGUCCUCUAACAGGAGUACCUUCUCCUUCAACUAAUUUCACAACUUUACCAAAAACUGGGAGUACGGUGAUCCCUGCUUCAGUGGUUGCUGAAGCGCCGCUGAGCACACGAGAUUCCAACUGGUCUGAUCAUAAGUGGGCAGUUGUGAUUUUGUCUGGAUUUGCGUUUUUCGCUGUCUUCAUUGCGAUGUUAAUUCAGCAGUUGAUAUCUCUUGGAACCGUUAGUUCCUAGUAAAUUAAAGGUUUGGUUAGGCGGAUUUGUUGUGAACCAUGUUAGCAGAUUUAAAUAAUUUAUUUUUCUAUGGGUUUUAGUCAAACACUGGAAGUUCCUUUAACGAAUUGGUUACCUUUUUCACCUUGAUUCGCCUACAAUAUAUAACUAUGUAAACUUAUAUUUUUAUCAGCGAUUUUUCCCGCACAAAUUGUUGUGCGCAUGUGUGCGGCAUAUUUGCGCAACUUCUUAAUGUGAAUCUUGACAUGGCUUGACCGAAAGCCAACAGCUUAUUGGCAACAUAUUUACCAUAUGGCCCAAUUUAUAUCAGUGUGCUACCCAAUGUGCAAUUUAAUUUUUGCAAUAUAUAUAUAAAAACCCUUCGGA
Molecule: messenger RNA, 4011 nt
Organism: Eurytemora carolleeae
Lineage: Eukaryota; Metazoa; Arthropoda; Copepoda; Calanoida; Temoridae
Product: fibronectin type III domain-containing protein 3B
Exons: 5
Coding region: 46-3645 (1199 amino acids)
Molecular function (GO): protein binding
Source: RefSeq, a predicted model, not a curated record